AUGACAGGGCGAGUCCUGGGGAAUGGAGUUUGCAGUCAGCUGCUGAGGAAGUUGGGACUGGACUGGAGGUGCUACUUUCCCUUCGAAUGGCUGCCAAGGGGAAGGGCUUCCAGCAAUCUCAGAUGGCCCAGUGGAACAGGAGUGGCUAUUUCAGGAGCCCUGGUAGCAGAGAUGUGAAUCCCGACCUUGAAGCUGAAAGACAGACUGCCUCCUUCAGCGUGGAGAGGCUCACUGCCAUAUUGGAUGGAGGUGCUGACAACACCAGGACACGGAGGGCAGUGGAGGCAGUUAUCUACAGCGACCCUGGCUUUAGCAGAGAAAACCAAUACUUCCAGAGCCAGAAUGAGAGGUAUGAAACAGCAGUCAGAAAAGCUGUGUACCUCAAGGAGAAGAUGCAUCAAAUGGGAUGGACUGAAGACGGGCCUGAAAUUAAGUACUGCUACAGGGCACUUGGCGGAGACCUAGCAUUUAACAUCCACCGAGUCUUUAAGAGCAGUAUCUUGGCCCUGGGAACAGAUGAACAGAUUGCCAAGUGGAUCCCACUUGCUGACAAAUAUCACAUUAUAGGAACCUAUGCUCAGACGGAAUUGGGACAUGGGACAUUUCUUCGGGGUUUGGAGACAACAGCGAUUUUUGACAUUUCCACUCAGGAAUUUACACUGAAUACACCAAAGAUCUCUGCAAUGAAGUGGUGGCCUGGAGACUUGGGCAGAUCAGCAACCCACGCUGUGGUUUUUGCCCAGUUGUAUAUUAAAGGAAAGUGCUACGGUUUGCAUGCCUUCAUCCUGCAGAUCCGCAGCCUUCAUGACCAUUCACCUGCACCAGGGGUUAUUGUGGGAGACAUCGGUCCCAAAAUGAAUUUUGAACACAUUGACAAUGGUUAUCUCAUGCUGCAGAACAUUAAUAUUCCUAGAGAAAACAUGCUAAGCAGAUUCUCUCAGGUUCUACCAGAUGGCACCUACAUGAAACAAGGGUCCGAUAAGAUUAAUUACUUGACCAUGAUCAUAACACGUGUUCAGAUUCUUUGGACUGAAGUUAUACCCAUGCUGUUGAAGGCCUGCACCAUCGCCAUCAGAUAUUCGGUGGUUCGCCGGCAGUCCAAGUUGAACCCGGGUGACCCAGAGGCAAAAAUCCUAAACUACCAGACUCAGCAACAGAAGCUACUACCUCUGCUAGCAACAGCCUAUGCCUUUCAUUUCAUGAACGCCUACGUGAACAAGUUCUACAACAAAGGAUACACAGAGAUCAAACAGGAGAAUUUUGAUUCACUACCUGAGCUUCAUGCGCUUACUUCAGGCCUUAAAGCCAUAAUUACAGAGUACUGCACGGCAGGAGCGGAGGUCUGUCUCAGGGCCUGUGGAGGACAUGGUUACUCUGCGCUGAGUGGACUCCCUUUUUUGUAUACUAAACUAGCCGCUUCUUGUACUUACGAAGGGGAAAACACAGUUCUGUUCCUGCAGACUGCCAGGUUUCUGGUAAAGUGCCUUGCAGCAGUUCACUCCGGCCAGCCCAUCCCUCCAUCGGCUGCCUAUUUGUAUUCAGUGGACUCUGGAAAGUGUCAGGCAUGGACCAAGAUGGACUUUCUCAGAUCAGACAUUUACGGAGAGGCCUAUCGGCACAGAGCAACCAGACUCCUCGGAAAUGCCGCAACCAAACUACAGGCUUUGGUUCAGUCAGGAGCCGAGCAGCACGAGGCAUGGAACCAGUGCACAGUACAGCUUGUACAGGCUGCGAAGGCUCACUGCCACUACAUCGUUGUGAAAAACUUCAUAGACACAGUGGAGAAACUUAGAAAUGAGGCUGAAAUCCAGAAGAUUGUGAAACAUCUUUGUGACCUUUUUGCAUUACAUGGUAUCUUCUCAAACACGGGAGAUUUCCUGCAUGCUGGGUAUAUAUCUGGGGACCAAAUGGACAUGGUGACUGCAUCCUACUUGGAUCUACUCGCUGUCAUUCGGAACGAUGCAGUGCCACUAGUGGAUGCUUUCGACUUCACCGAUGAAAGUUUAAAUUCUGCGCUUGGCAGUUACGACGGACACGUCUACCAACGGCUUUAUGAGUGGGCUCAAAAGUCACCAACCAACCAACAGGUGAGCCAGGCCUAUGCAAGGUACCUGAAACCACUUUUUCAGAGUGCUCUGUCAAAACUAUAAAGAUCAACAGCUGCUUGGGACACACAGACAACAUCUUCUUUGGUUCCAUGUAUGGGGCACUAGCUAGCACACUGCCAGCGUUUUAUAAAUAAUCAAAGAGUAACACAGAACAGUUGACUGUAAUGUCUGCAAACAUCAACUGAAAUUCUUAGUAAUUUACAUUUAAGAAUGGAAGGAAGCCAAACAGUUUUCAGCUACAUCCAUGGUUAUGCCGUGUUUCAUUAGGAACUUACCUAAUUUUUUUUUUUUUUAAAUAUGUUCACAGUAGCUGCAGAAGCUGCCGUAUUUAGCAGUCCAAUUCUCAAUAUUUUAUUACAUUCAGAUUAAAAAUAAUUACUUUCUUUCUGCCUGGGACAUACGUUUGUUGAGCCCAUAAAAUGCCUUGCACAGAAUCAAGGAACUUAAGUUAACAAAAGUAAUGUAAAGUCACAGCCAGAGGUUCUAAAUUAAGGUAUAUUGGCCAAUAAUCUCUCUCAAAAAACAGGAACAUUAGUUCCUAAAUCACCAGGUUUCUUCACACGACAGUAAAUACCCAACUGCAAAUAUGAAAUUAUGUUUUCCCCCAUUCGGCCCCAGCAAAGUGGUAAGGAUUUCAUUAACCCUGCAGUGAGUGCUUAGAUUAAAAGCUCUGUUAAAAUGUAAACUCUUUGGGACAGGGGACAGAAUUCCUUCUUGUAGCUUGUUGAGCAGUGAGCACUAUCUGCACUUAUAUAAUCAGUCAAAACUCACACAGUAUGUGCCAGCUUCCACUUGUGAAAAUGAUCUAUGAUGAUGAAAGCUGCCGAUACCCUUUCUGUAAACUUCAGCCUCCAAUAGAGGUGUGUGAUUUAGGGUUUGCUUAUUAAAUGGGUCAGUGGUGCUCAAGUAAAAAGGACAGAUGUCUUCUAUUUGGUGAUUAAACCAAGCAUUACAUUGCAAAUAAAUGAAGAAAUGUUGCGAGUA
Molecule: messenger RNA, 3092 nt
Organism: Malaclemys terrapin pileata
Lineage: Eukaryota; Metazoa; Chordata; Testudines; Emydidae
Gene: ACOX2
Product: acyl-CoA oxidase 2
Exons: 15
Coding region: 87-2150 (687 amino acids)
Biological process (GO): lipid homeostasis; fatty acid beta-oxidation using acyl-CoA oxidase; very long-chain fatty acid metabolic process
Cellular component (GO): peroxisome
Molecular function (GO): FAD binding; fatty acid binding
Source: RefSeq, a predicted model, not a curated record